AACUUCUAAGCGAUAGUAGUAGACUCGUUAACUUAUAUUCCGUUACCAACACCUGAAGUUGUUUUCCAAGGAGCUGGUGAUGUUUUGAAGUUUUCAAAGGAAAAUAAAUAAUAAAAUUUGCAUCCUUUACGAACAGCUGCAAGUCGAGCUUCAACUUCCAACAAAGUUUACAUUGACAUUUCUGGAGAUUCUGCAUGAAGGAGCUCCUGUGAGGUUUCUUCCUACCAACUGACUGUGUGUCGAAGGAAGAGUUGUGAACAACAAGGAGGGAGGGAAGGCUGGCCAGUGAUCACGUCCUGCCCUCUUUUGGAGAAGCUGUUGACCAGUACUACUGUACUACCAUGAUGGCAGACAGGCUCCUUCCAUGUCUGCUGCUCCUGGCCUUCUGCUGUUCAGCAUUUGCAGGUCCGUUGUCUCGUAGCCCGUGUGAGCUGCUGCCUGUAGGCGACGGCCACCCAGUACAGGCCCUGCUGAAGAGUUUCACCGCCCUGUCAGGCUGUGCCUCCCGAAGCACCGCAGGACUGCCUCAAGAGGUCCACAUCAUCAACCUGAGGGGCCGUGGCUCCGGUCCAGAACAGAAGCCUGCAGAGGUGAAGCUGCACCUGAAGCCCAUCCAGUCUCUGUUCGUGCACCAGAAGCCCCUGGUGUUUGUUCUAAACUCUCCCCAGCCUGUGGUCUGGGACAUCAGGACUGAGAAGCUAGCUCUGGGCAUCAAACACACCUUCCAUGUUUCUGUUGGAUCUGACGUCCACCUCCCUCAUGGGAACUUCUCCAUCCACUGUCAGGUUCAGAAGGAGGUGCUUCCCCAUGUCAAUGAGCACCUCCUCCAAUGGGCCAUCAACAAGUACCGAGCCGUCACCUCCUUCUCCGAACUCAAGAUCGCCCUGGACGUCUACAUCAAAGUGGGAGAAGACCCAGUGUUCUCGGAUACCUGUAAGAUCGACAACAAGUUCCUGUCUCUGAACUAUCUAGCAGGUUACGUGGAGCCCCAGCCCUCUAAAGGCUGUGUUCUCUAUGGACCAGACCAAAACCAAGAGGUCCACAUCAUCGAGCUACAAGCUCCCAACUCCAGCAGUGCAUUUCAGGUAGACGUGAUAGUGGAUCUGAGGCCUCGUGAGGAAGAUGUUCAAGUUCAUCGUGACAUUGUGCUUCUACUGAAGUGUGAGAAGUCGGUCAACUGGGUCAUCAAGGCUCACCGUGUCAUCGGCAAACUGGCUGUGGUGACGUCGAAUACCGUAAGUCUGAGUCCCGACGAGAGGCUGAUGGAAGUGUCUAAGACCCCUAAGAACCCCCUCCCGUCUGGCUCUCAGGCCCUCAUCAAGUGGGCAGAGGACCACAGCUAUGGGCCAGUCACCUCGUAUACCCACACCCCUGUAGCCAACACAUUCAACCUCAGACUCCGGGAGCCAGACACGGUGGAUUCCCUGGACUCUGUGUUCCGCCCGCAGCUGUCCAUCCUGCGGGACGACAACCCUCUUCUGUCUGGCGGCGCGGUGCACUCCGGCGGCCCUCCCUUCCGCUUCCCCCCAACCCUGACACCGGGCCUGCACUACCUGUCCCUGCCCUCCUCUAUGGACCGGCAGCCCUGGCUGGGCCCGGAAGGGGAGCCGGACGAGGAGCCAGAGGAACUGCAAGGCCUCCUCAACGCGGGCCUGACCGUCCGGUGCGAGGAGUCCAGGAUGGUGGUCAGCAUCGACCGAGAGAGUCUGCAGGCCAAUGGUUACAGUAACGCCAACCUGACUCUUCAAGACCCAGAAUGCAAGGCGACGGUUAACUCCACCCACUACACCCUAGAGACGCCAUUGGAGGGCUGUCAGACCAUCAAGUACCCUAUGCACAACAGCCCCAUGGUCCUGUACCUAAACUCAAUCCUGAUAAGUCAAGCUGAGCCUAAGGAUGGGAGUGGUGGUCCUCCGGAUUAUGAGGAUCUGGAGCCCGGAGACGUGACCUUCCCUGGGGAUGCCGAGGAGCUGGAGAGGGCUGCUUUCCUGGAUCGCACCACUGGGCCUGAUCACAGCUCCUCCAUUCUGUUCAACUGUACCUACAGGUCAAAGCAGGCCACCCGAAGAAGACCAGGAUCAUCAGGACAGUAUCAGGGGGACAUUCCAGAGUCAAUAGACCCGGUCCGAACUGAUGUGAUGUUCAACAUGGAGCUGUACAACAACCAACUCUUCUAUUCUCAGCCCUCUCAACCCGCUCACACCGUUUCCCGAAAUAAACAGGUCUUUGUUGAGAUUGAAGCUUUGAAAGUGGACCCAGAUCUGGGCUUCAUGAUCCAGUCCUGCUUCAUUUCUGUGAACUCCAACACCAACUUCCCCUCAGAAUAUACCCUGAUUGAGAACAUCUGCCCUACAGACGAAACAGUUAGGUACUACCCUCAGAGAGACACCCAGAAGGACCGGAAGAGAUUCAGCUUUAUCUUCAACUCAAACUUCAAUGAGUCGCUGCUCUUCCUUCACUGUGAGAUGUCCCUUUGCACCAAGAGGCCAACCAACAACCAGGGUCUGACUAUGUGCAUCCAGCCAGAUGAGGCCUGUACAUCCAUCAAUGGAGAUAUCCUUGUCGCCAUGAUGAUGAACACCAAGACUACAACCAAGGCCCUGAUGGUGGAGGAAAAAUUAGAAGAGCCAGAGUACACUGAAGGGCCACCUGACUUGCAUGUCUUGGACACUCCGACUGUGGUUGGGAUCGCCUUUGCUGCAUUUGUGAUUGGGGCCCUGUUGACCGGAGCGCUGUGGUUCAUCUACUCUCAUACAGGUGAUCCAGCUGUCCAACAGCCGGCCCAGAAGUCCCAGCCCCCUGCCUCUGAGAACAGCAGUGCGGCCCACAGUAUCGGCAGCACACAAAGCACGCCCUGUUCCAGCAGCAGCACAGCUUAGCAUCGCGAAGCCCGACGGAGAGGCCCCCCCCAUGCACGGCCACAGGAAGGGCCUCACGGGUCACAAUGGAACUGGCUUGGUUGACAUUUGUUUCGUAUGAAAGGAAUUAUUUUGGUGUGAUUUUUGAAAAGAUGAAUGUUUUGUUAAAGAAGAAAAGACAAGACAGAAAACAAGGAUUUUUAUAGAUAUGAGAAGAAAAAAACACCUAAUGAUGUCUUGGCUUAAAUUGGGUCCCGUUUUAAUUUCAACACAAGUCGUUGUCAUAUAGAUAUACAUUAGUGAUUGGGGAAACGGGACUCUCAGUCAGAAUGGCAAAAAGGUCUCAUAUCUCCAGACAGACAAAAAAAUAACUGAUAGGGAAAUACCAAUUUUGUAUCCUCCAAAUGCUGCUUUUUUAUUCUGCAACAACAACAGAUUUCUAGUUUAGGCUGUAAACAAACUAGUGUACACCAAUAGCACUGGAGACAGUAAAGCUGCCUGUCUGCAAACAUCUGUGGCUGUUAUCAAGACUAGUGAGAUAAACAACAUGGAACAUCCACAGGAAUGCCUGCUAACUCCUAUCCACAUGCUAUAGAGUUAAGGGUUACUUCCACAUUUCCAGUAUAUAUGCAGUAUAUAAUAGAUAAGAGAUGGUCUACAAGUUGAAUCAGAGAGCAGUGGAGGUGUGCUUUCUCCACAGUCCCCCUCCAAAAACCAGAGUACAGUGUCCUGAAUGUGUGGGGUUAAUCACUUGGAAUGUGAAGGGACAUAAUGAGGAUAACAAAUCAAGAUGCAUAAAUAGAUACUUUAGAUGCCAAGGAAUGUGAAAGAAAAAAAUAAUGUGAAUGAUUUUUUGAUUAUAGCCCUGUUUGCAAGCCAGCUAUUCAUGACUAUCGUAGUCAUAGUAGGACUAUAGCAACACAUUAAUCUAAACAAUAUAAACAUAUAUACCACAAUGUGUAUUUGGUUAUAUGAGUGAUUGCUUUACAGUCCGUAGUUUUAAAUUGAUUAAUGUUACACAGCUUGGCAUUUAGAGUUCUUAGUUAUUGUAUCCUAUAUCAAAGCAGCCAUUGUAAAGCUAUGUAUAUUUUUGUGAAUAUUGUAAAUAAUCUAAAUGUUAUAAGAGCAUGAAAAUACUAUGUGCAAGGUUUUGUGCAUUAGAAUCAAUAUACAUACAUUGUUAACUAAGACAGUGUAAACUGGCUGGGUUUGGCCCGUAUUCCCAAAUAUAAUGUUUUAUGUUUGUAUCCACUGUUUGUUAACGAAAGUGCUACUGGCUCCAGUAUCGUUGAAAGUGAAUUUGAGUAAUUAGGCAUUAUAUUAAAACCACGAAACCACUAGACCUUCAGCUGUUUUAAAUUUGAUUGUACAUAAUAUCGUAACCAAAAGCGUUGUACUUCAAACAAGAUAAAGGUGAAACAAUAUGGUUGAGAUUGUGGAAUCCAAUAAUAGUAAUUGGCACUUUUCUAUGUUCAGUAAAUCGGAAUUGAUGUUUUUCAUGUUUAUUGGCGAUACAUUUAUAAAUACAUUGUCAAUCUUACUCACCUCAGCAUGAGAUAGUUGUUGCCGUACACUUGUGAAUCUACAUGUGGUGUGUUAGCAAUGAGUUCAAUGUAAGUGACACACAUGUUGUGUUGUUUCAGUUAUCACAUCACUUGCCAUACAGAGGUCAUUCAAAGCCAAAAGAACCCCACCGUCAUAGAGUCCAUGAAUGUUCUUUGGUGUGCUUUUUUUAUUUGGAGAGUUUGAAUAGAAUAUAUUCAUACAUUCAUAGAAGAUAUUACUAUAUUUUGGUUGAAAAGGGAUGGUUUGUACCAAUUUUAUAUGUGUUUAUGUUUGUAGUGUAAAGUAAAAGCCAAUAUAUUAGACUGCAGUUUAGCAAUUUGGAUUAAACCCUAUUUUUAUGUAUAAUGUGUUUAAAAUGUUGCUUGCUUCAGAUCAUGAUAGAGAAUGUAUGUUAUGUCAGAGCUUUGAGUCAUUGAUGUAUGUAAACAUGUAUAGAUGUCUCCACAGAGAAAAACAGAGUAUAAGUAUAUAUUUGUGUAUAAAAUUAUAUAUUUUUGGAAAGUAUUUACCUAGAGCCAAUCUAUUGUUCCCUCUUUGAGUACUGUGAAUUUUUUGUUUUGUGCUCCAUUAGUUUUUUUGUGAAUGUGCAUAUAUUACUUCAUAUAUUUCCAGAACCUUUCACCUGGCUGGCUUUGGGAUUUGAUCCAACAACACUUCUGGGUGGACUAACUACCAAUCUAAAAGCUGUUAGCUGACAUGGUUAAAUGAGCCACUGUCAGUGAUCGACAAGAGAAAAUGGAUGCACAAUCACAUUUAGAAAUUGCACUUUGUGUAUUGUUCUACUUACUUUCAAUUGUAAGUUGAGAUCCUGUGAGCCCUUUUUGGGCGGGCCAGCCCUGUAAAUGGUCAAAAUUUUAAAUAUAUAUAUAUAUAUACUGCCAGGAAUUUUUCCAAAGCCAAUAGUUCUCCCACAGUGUUGAAUUUGACGUCCUCACAAGGAUACCAUAUCUGCUAAGAUUUCGCUCUGUAAACAUAGAAACAAUUAGAUGUUCUAUAGCAUUUCAAAAGUAAUAUAUUUACAACCCACCUUUUCAAUGUAAUACAAAUGACAUUAUUGAUAAUAUAUAAGUAAGCAAGACUAAAGUGCUAUAUGAACACAAUGGUAUAUGGGCGAAACGAUGUGCUUCAUUGUGUUUUCCAUAAAUGGAAAAAUAGUAUUUUCUGAAUAGUUUGUGUACAGCUUUCAUAUUAUACAUUUAGUUGUAUUCAUACUCUCUGGACUCUGGUCUUAGUCAAUGUCAAUUCUUCUGUAACUGUGCCAUAAAAGUUUUUUUCUUA
Messenger RNA from Esox lucius (northern pike), 5702 nucleotides. RefSeq names its product transforming growth factor, beta receptor III (gene tgfbr3). Lineage: Eukaryota; Metazoa; Chordata; Actinopteri; Esociformes; Esocidae. The record is from RefSeq and is a predicted model, not a curated record. The transcript has 17 exons. The coding region runs from base 342 to 2879 and encodes 845 amino acids.